Messenger RNA from Silurus meridionalis, 2067 nucleotides. Its product is annotated as zinc finger protein 239-like. Gene Ontology annotation, molecular function: RNA polymerase II cis-regulatory region sequence-specific DNA binding; DNA-binding transcription factor activity, RNA polymerase II-specific. Gene Ontology annotation, biological process: regulation of transcription by RNA polymerase II; central nervous system development. NCBI's taxonomy places the organism in Eukaryota, Metazoa, Chordata, Actinopteri, Siluriformes, Siluridae. Bases 1297 to 2052 code for a protein of 251 amino acids. Gene Ontology annotation, cellular component: nucleus. The record is from RefSeq and is a predicted model, not a curated record. The transcript has 6 exons.
CUCUAAUCCAUACAACAUCUCAGGUUUCACCACAGUCCUAUAAACUUUCCCUUUCACUCUCACAGGUACUCUUCUAUCACAAUGUACUGGAUCCACCACUGCUUAGGAGGUCAUUUAGCAAUCAAUUUCCUGCAUAAGUAGAAUCCAUAUAUUCAUUAUAGCACCUGAACUGUAAAGGUACAGGUGAAGACAAAAGAAAUCACAAACACUAAGGCCAAAUGUCCGGACGUCUGUCCACGAGUCACAGGACAUUUUCUUCAGUGUAUUUCAACAGGGUCAUGCAGUAAGUCAUAUCUGACAGGACUGUGGUUCAGAUUCCUGAGUAAGGUUGCACUGCAGCUUGUGAUUUUAGACAAUUUCUAUUGUUUCCUCAGCUUUCACUUGUAACAAUGGGGACAGGUUAUUGUAUUAAGACCCCUCUUAAAACCACCAUUAAAGUUCCACACUUGACUGAAAUGACCAAACACUGCUGAGAAACAUAAAAACCUUGAUGUGAGUAACAGACUCCAACAGCAGGUGGCGCUUAACCGUGUACACCACCUUAAACCCACAACAGAUGAAGAGGAGCUGCAGGGCUUUUGCCCCUAUUUCUGAAAGGAUUUUCUUUUAGAUAUAUUUAUCUUCAGUCGGAAUAAAAUCUUCAUAAAUUAUGUUUAUUUAAAACAGAAGCUUUUUAUUGUUUAUUUGACUGCGUUUCUCUUUAAUCUCUGAGAACAUUUAUGACCUUCUAAUGGAGUCAGCAGAGGUCCAACCAUGUUCCUGCAGAGAAGCUCCACAUACUCCUGCUGCUGCUGUCUCACAGGCUUGUAGUGAUGCACAGCCUGAAACCUCUGCAGAUACAGAUGGAGGAACAUCAUGCUCUAUGUGUCUCAUCAACCAUGUGGACCAACAUAAACAAAUAAAGAAGGAAGAACCUGAGGAUGAAGGCUACAUAUAUGGUGAAAAUUCAGGUGAAGCAACACCAGACCCUGUGGGACACAUCACCCCUGUGGAAGAACAGAAUUAUGUCAAAAAGGAAGAACCUGAAAAUGAAGAUUAUCUCUGUGGAGAAACAUCAGGCUCUGUGGACACUGUAGACCAACUGAGAGGAUUUCAUAUCAAGCUUGUAAAAAAAGAAGAGUCUGAAGAUGAAGACUUUCCUGUACAAAAACAGAGUGGGAAAAAGACGAUGUCCAGCUACCAGUCUUCACCUGCUUCUGGUGUUCACUUUCUUAUACAUCUCAACAGUGCCUCCACAAGCACAUCAAAAGUUGCCACUCCAAGGAAUAUGAGAGACUUAUAAAUUCAGGAGAGACGAUGUAUCGGAGUGUUGUGCCAUCAAGAAGCCCCAAUAUUGAGCAAGAUGUCUACCAGUGCUUGCAUUGUGAGAAGAGUUUUACUGGCCAGACGAAUCUUAGAAGACACCAGCGCAUUCACACAGGAGAGAAACGCCAUCACUGCUCAGAGUGUGGGAAGAGUUUUAAGCGAAAAAGUCACCUCCGGACUCACCAGCGAGUUCACACAGGAGAAAAGUCAUAUCACUGUUCAGACUGUGGGAAGAGUUUUGGCCAUUCCAGUAGUCUCAAACACCACCAACGCGUUCACACAGGAGAGAAGUCAUAUCACUGUUCAGAGUGUGGAAAAAGUUUUGGCCAUCGCAGUAGUCUCAAACGACACCAGCGUGUUCACGUAGUAGAGAAGCCGUAUCAGUGCUCACAGUGUGGGAAGAGUUUUAAUUGCCAGACAAAUUUCAAAUUGCACCAGGUCACUCACACAAAAGAAAAGCCUCAUCAGUGCUCACAGUGUGGAAUGACUUUUGCCCGUCACAGCAGUCUCCAACGACACCAACGCAUUCACACAGGAGAAAAGCCCUAUCACUGUUCAGAGUGUGGGAAGAGUUUUAUUCAGCAAAGUGAUCUUCAGAUUCACCAACGCAUUCACACUGGAGAGAAACCGUAUCACUGCUUUCACUGUGAGAAGAGUUUCGCCCAGAGGAGUAAUCUCGAACAGCACCAACGCGUUCAUACAGGAGAGAAUCACCUUUCAGAGUGUGGGAAGAGUUUUAUUCAAUAAAUCUAUUUCAACUUA